Messenger RNA from Penicillium verhagenii, 510 nucleotides. RefSeq lists its product as uncharacterized. NCBI's taxonomy places the organism in Eukaryota, Fungi, Ascomycota, Eurotiomycetes, Eurotiales, Aspergillaceae. The record is from RefSeq and is a predicted model, not a curated record. Gene Ontology annotation, biological process: ubiquitin-dependent endocytosis. The coding region runs from base 1 to 510 and encodes 169 amino acids. Gene Ontology annotation, cellular component: plasma membrane; cytoplasm; cytosol. Gene Ontology annotation, molecular function: protein-macromolecule adaptor activity; ubiquitin protein ligase binding. The transcript has a single exon.
AUGUCCUCCAACCCUCUUCCCACGACCUCCACCCCGCCGGUCAGCCGGAAAGCCAACUCCUUUCUCUCCAAGUUCCGCUCGCCCCUUGGAUCUCGCAAUCGAAGCAUAACCGACUUCUAUAUCGACCCCGAUGAUCCGUGGCGUUCAUACUUUCCAGGAGACACCAUCAAAGGCACGGUGAUCCUGACCGUCCUACGGCCGGUGCGCAUUACACAUAUCGUAAUCUGUCUCCAUGGCUAUGUCAAAGUUUACAAGAAUGCGGUGCCCGCCGGAGAGUCCAAUUCAGAUAUAGGUUUCAUCGGUCCGGGGCGUGGCCGGCGAGGCGCAGAAUACAUGGGCAAUGGAUUGGCGACCUUGUUUGAAGACGAGGUAGUUCUCUGUGGUGAAGGUCGUCUGAAGGAAGGCAUUUAUAAAUUCCGCUUCGAGAUGACACUUCCCCCAUACGCUUUGCCCAGCAGCAUCAAUGUGCGUAUUUUGGUUUCCCCCCGGGGUCUCGUGACAUCUUGCUAA